AUGUUUGUAAACUCAUUAAAAGCAAGAUUACCAAUACUAAUACCAAGAUCCUCAAUAACAAGAACCCUAUCACCAUCACUACUACGAUUAUAUUCAACAUUAAAUACAGAGCCAAUUUACAUUACACCAUUAAAAAUAAUAAAUCAAAUCCCAAAUUUAAACAUUAAGAUAACCGACCACGCUGCUGAAAGAUUGAAUCUAAUUUAUAAUACAUCAAAAGAAAUUCUACAAAUCGGUGUAGAAAGUGGUGGAUGUCAUGGAUUCCAAUACAAUUUAAACCUCAUACCUGAUCCUGACCUUCAAUCCUCGAAAGAUAGUGAAAAAAAUACAUCGAAGACGCAAGAAGAGGAGGAUGAGUUUAAUACGGCGAACUCAACGAAAAAUGAUACCGUGUAUGUUAUACCACCUGAUGGCGGGAAAGUUAUAAUUGAUGAACAUUCCUUGAAAAUCCUUAAUGAUUCCAUAUUGAAUUUCACAACGGAAUUGAUUGGAUCUCAAUUUAAGAUUGAAGAUGGGAAUUUGAAAUCAAGUUGUGGUUGUGGGAGUUCUUUUGAUGCUGAAGUUAAAAAAUAA
Messenger RNA from Naumovozyma dairenensis CBS 421, 573 nucleotides. RefSeq lists its product as uncharacterized. Bases 1 to 573 code for a protein of 190 amino acids. Gene Ontology annotation, biological process: iron-sulfur cluster assembly. The record is from RefSeq and is a predicted model, not a curated record. Lineage: Eukaryota; Fungi; Ascomycota; Saccharomycetes; Saccharomycetales; Saccharomycetaceae. Gene Ontology annotation, molecular function: iron ion binding; 2 iron, 2 sulfur cluster binding; 4 iron, 4 sulfur cluster binding. Gene Ontology annotation, cellular component: mitochondrion. The transcript has a single exon.